Messenger RNA from Danio aesculapii, 1803 nucleotides. It is a transcript of the gene septin8b, whose product is annotated as septin 8b. The transcript is spliced from 10 exons. NCBI's taxonomy places the organism in Eukaryota, Metazoa, Chordata, Actinopteri, Cypriniformes, Danionidae. Gene Ontology annotation, cellular component: cell division site; microtubule cytoskeleton; septin complex. The record is from RefSeq and is a predicted model, not a curated record. Gene Ontology annotation, biological process: cytoskeleton-dependent cytokinesis. The coding region runs from base 22 to 1293 and encodes 423 amino acids. Gene Ontology annotation, molecular function: GTP binding; molecular adaptor activity; GTPase activity.
AGUACUCUCACAUUCAUCUGCAUGGCUGCCACAGAAGUAAACACAUAUCCAGCUGAGGAGAUGCGGAGUCUGUCUCUCAGUGGUCAUGUGGGUUUCGACAGUCUUCCGGAUCAGCUGGUCAGUAAAUCAGUCAGUCAAGGAUUCAGCUUCAACAUUCUCUGCGUAGGAGAAACUGGGAUAGGCAAAUCCACAUUAAUGAACACACUCUUCAACACGACAUUUGAGAAUGAAGAGGCCAGUCAUUUCCACAACGGUGUGCAUUUACGGCCCCGAACCUACAGCCUGCAGGAGAGCAAUGUGGACCUACAGCUCACCAUUGUGGACACUGUGGGAUUCGGAGACCAGGUUAAUAAAGAAGAAAGUUAUAAGCCUAUUGUGGACUACAUCGAUGCCCAGUUUGAAAACUUCCUUGAGGAAGAGCUUAAAAUCAAACGUUCCCUUUAUAACUAUCAUGAUUCCCGCAUCCACAUCUGCCUGUACUUCAUCGCUCCCACCGGGCACUCGCUGAAGUCGCUGGAUUUAGUGACCAUGAAGAAACUGGACAGCAAGGUCAACAUUAUUCCCAUCAUAGCGAAGGCGGACACCGUUUCCAAAAGCGAGCUUCAGAAAUUUAAGAUCAAGAUCAUGAGUGAACUGGUCAGCAAUGGAGUCCAGAUCUACCAGUUCCCAACAGACGACGAAGCGGUGGCUGAAAUAAACUCUUCUAUGAAUGCUCAUCUGCCUUUUGCUGUGAUUGGGAGCAGUGAAGAAGUUAAAAUUGGGAACAAAAUGGUGCGAGCCAGACAGUACCCGUGGGGAGUGGUACAGGUGGAGAACGAGAGUCACUGUGACUUUGUGAAGCUGCGAGAGAUGCUGAUUCGAGUCAACAUGCUGGAUCUGAGAGAACAGACUCACGCCAGACACUACGAGCUUUACCGCCGCUGCAAACUGGAGGAGAUGGGCUUUAAAGACACCGAUGCGGACAGCGAACCCUUCAGUCUGCAGGAGACGUAUGUGGCCAAGAGGAGGGAGUUUAUUGGUGAGCUUCAGAUGAAGGAGGAGCAGAUGAGGCAGAUGUUCGUCAAUAAAGUGAAGGAGACUGAAGCGGAGCUAAAGGAGAAGGAGAGAGAGCUGCACGAGAGGUUUGAGAUGCUGAAACGCACACAUCAGGAGGAGAAGCGCAGCCUGGAGGAGAAGCGCAGAGAUUUCGAGGAGGAGAUGAACACCUUCAACAGGAGGAAAGUGGCUGCAGAAACUCUUCAGUCGCUGCAGGGCUCCACAGGCCUCAAAAAAGACAAAGAGAAGAAGACAUGAGAGACGAACACAGGAAUCAUCAGCAUCAGCAUUUUUCCCAGUAUUUCAAGCAGCAUGUCUUUCUUUCAGGUGAUGAUUUUAUGAUUAUUAAUUAAAAUAAGCUCCUAAAAUUGUUGUUGCAAACCUAAAACAUCAAAUAAAGGCUAUAUUUUUGGCCAUACAGUAGAUGCAAACACUCCCAAAAUCUUGGGAGUGGAACAACUUGAUUGGGGCAAACUUUCUGACUUUGCUCUGUUUAACUUUGUAUUGAUUUAAUAAAACAUCAGUAAACACAUUGUCUUAUUAAUCAAUACAUGAAUUAAUACUUGACUGUGAUAACUGAACUGUCAACAUAAUUUAUAAUUGAUUGUUUUGUACAUGAAUGUUUUUUCCUCUAAAGUUUUACAAAAGUCCUGUAAAAGAUUAAUUGAGGUUUGUAUAGAUUUAUAAUGACCAGAAUAAUGAUAUUUGUAAAUGUUAAAUGUAAUAUCUGCUGUUACAGCUCACCUGAAACUCUAGUUCACAUUUAUA